Zymoseptoria tritici IPO323 is the source of this 767-nucleotide messenger RNA. RefSeq lists its product as uncharacterized. The coding region runs from base 9 to 767 and encodes 252 amino acids. The record is from RefSeq and is a predicted model, not a curated record. NCBI's taxonomy places the organism in Eukaryota, Fungi, Ascomycota, Dothideomycetes, Mycosphaerellales, Mycosphaerellaceae. Gene Ontology annotation, molecular function: methylthioribulose 1-phosphate dehydratase activity; metal ion binding. The transcript is spliced from 2 exons. Gene Ontology annotation, cellular component: cytoplasm.
CCGCUGCGAUGUCCGCCUCCACGCCUUUCGCCGAGCUCUCUACCACCGACGCCGACGCUCUCAUAAUCUCCGACGACCCGCUCCACCCUGCCAACCACAUCCCCACGCUCUGCAAGCAAUUCUAUACACACGGCUGGGUGACGGGCACCGGUGGAGGGAUCUCGAUCCGGCACGGCGAUCAUGUGUAUCUGGCUCCCUCGGGUGUCGAGAAGGAGUUGAUGUCGCCGAAGGACAUCUUCGUGAUGGACUGGAAGAGUGGAGAGUAUUUGAGGAGGCCAGAGGUCUUCAAACCCUCAGCCUGCACACCACUUUUCCUCUCCACCUACAAAGUCCGCGACGCCCACUGCUGCAUCCACACACACUCCCAAUGGGCUGUUCUCAUUACCUUGAUCGUCGGAACGGGCAAGCAAAAUAACGGAGCGACAGACCACUUCGCAAUCCGCGAAAUCGAACAGAUCAAAGGUCUCUCACGCACUGGAACAGGCAGCACCACUAUCGCUGAAGGUGGCCGUAAACUCGGCAACCUGGGAUACUUUGACACCUUGAAGGUGCCCAUCAUCGAGAAUACAGCGCAUGAGGAGGACUUGAAGGACAGUCUGGAAGCGGCGAUGAAGGAGUGGCCGGAGGCGUGUGCGGUGUUGGUGAAGAGGCACGGGGUGUAUGUGUGGGGAAGAGAUGUGGUGCAAGCGAAGACGCAGGCGGAGAGUCUGGACUACCUUUUCAGGCUGGCGGUGGAGAUGCACGGGUUAGGAUUGCAAUGGGUGUGA